AUGAUUUCCUUCGAGAAGGAGAGCGACCGCCAAGCCAUGGAGAACGUUAGGGAGUUCAGGAAAGGCUUACUGUGCAGUAUAUGCAACGAGUUUCUGAGCGACACUUACAACCUUCCCUGCGGACACAGCUUCUGCCGAGAGUGCAUCGACGAUGCUUUAGCCGAGAGGAACUCGUGCCCUGACUGCAUGAACCCCGCGUGGCAAAAGGAUACCCUGAAGAUGGCUCUCACGGACAGCACCGUGCAAGACUGGGUAGUCCAUUGCGAGCGGCUCUACCAGGCGCACGUUGCUCUGCAGGCCGCACGGGACCGGGAGAGCAGCGACACCGACAGCGGUUUGGCUCUCGUUGAGGCCUCCUCCGGAGACGAUGAACGGGGGGGCAUCGACAUCGGCGACAAGGAGGGGGGGGGGGACAAUGUGGCCCCCAUUCCGGUCCCAUCCGCGCUGCCGCCGCCGCAGCAGCAGCAGCAACCGCCGGCGCGGCAGGUGGCGCCGGAGAACGAGGGGGUCGUAGGGGCAGCAACAGCGGCAGCACCACCACCGCCAAUGCCCGCUGCCGCGGAGCCCCUCCCCUGCCGUUCGUUGAAAGUAGCCGAGAAGGAGAACAACGCGGCAUCGGGGUCGUGGGGAGCCGCCACUGCGACUUCCUCUGCUGGUAUGUCGGUUGCAGCAGCAGUACCUGCCGUCGGUGUCGUGGGGGUCGAACGAGCGGCCGCGUGGAGCUCUUCCCCCUCCUCCUUCUCCGGCGGGAACAGAACACCUCGCGUCAGGUUCCAACCGUCGCCGCUGCGCGCCUGCGCUGCCCCUUCCGAAGCCGGCCAGGGAGGUCCCGGUCUUCAGGAGGAAGGUUCCUGUCUUCAGGAGGAGGAAGCAAGCGUUCAUUCCUUGCGAGAGAAGCUUCCGCCUGCGGCCGCCGUCACCAAGCCGCGUAAUUCCUCGCCGUUGGUGUUGGAAGGCACCGUUAAAGCCGGCGACAUUGUGGAUGUCAGGCUUCCCACGGAGGGGGAAAAGCUGCGGUCUACCCCGGCGGCGGCGCCGUUGAAGCGGAGCGUUGCCAACACGGCCGUGGCUUCGCCGCCAGGUACAGAAUCUGAACGCCGGGACUCUACGCCGCCACGGGGCACCCUAGUCGUGGCCGCGAAAAACCCAGAGCCGUCGCCGUCGGUCGUGCCUGAGAAAGCAGCUGCCGUUGAACGUGAAGAAGCCGGGUUCAGUUUUGCCGUCGGCCUUCCGGAUACGUGCGACAUCUUCGAUGCCGAAUCGUCGCCACCGCACUCCCCGAUAGCGUCGACGACGACGACAACCACGAUGGUUAUUCUCACACCGCCUACCCUGAAGCCCGGUGGCCCCGAGACAACAGCGGCGGUGAGUUCGCCGAGCUUGAAGGCGAGAGGCCCACGCGCAGGAGCUUCAGCGGCUUGUUCUGUUGGUGCUAGACCGGGCGUUCGCGUAGGAGCGGGCGGCGAGCACGGUAAGGAUGACAAUGCGAGUUUGGGUGGAGAAACCGGGAGCCACCGCCACGGGAAGGAUGCCCGCGCGAUGCCAGAGGAGAGCCGGGACGGUGAGCGGCAAUCACCCCCACAAACCCAAGGUGUAUUGGAUGCGUCUUCGGGGGACCCUCCCUGCCCGACAAGCAAGCCGGGAAUCAGUGGCACCUCAGCCGAAGGGGGAACCAGCACAGACGUGGGAGUGGACGGGGGCGGAGGGGGACUUGGAGGUGAGCACCUCGGCGAGGAGAUCGAGGGUACCCUUGGCGGAACAGGCAAAAGCUCGGGAUUUGAGGGCAGCCUCCGUCCUCUCCCGGCGCGUGGAGCCAGUGCAACAGACGUCGAUCGCUCUUGUGCCGAUGUAGGGGUGGAGUUGGGCGACUCAGGGAGCGAGAACGAAGUCUCGGACGCCGAAAGUGUUCCUCUGCUGGGCGCCAACGACAGGUUAAAGGACGUAAACGGGCAGAAGCUGCAGCAGCAGCAGAAGCAGCAGCACGGUUCCGGGCGAACAUCGCCGUCGGACGGGGUGCCUAGCCCAUCUUCGCGGAGUCCUUCGGCUGGUAGCGGAGUUGAUCGACCGGACGAGACGACGGUUCGGCAGAGGGGCGUAGCUGCCAACGACGAGGACGGAGAGGAAACCUGCGACGAAGCCGACUCGCUCUCCAACUAUGGAGGCUCUCGUGCGGCGCUUGGUGAUUGCGGGCGAGGGGAGCAGCCGACCACAGGCGUAGAAGACGAGCGGGCAAACGAAGCCACGAGUUCGGAGGCAACGGGGUCGUCGAAAGAUGUUGAUCCGUCCUUUUCCCCAUCACGAGUUCCGCUCGUCCUCACCAACGGGGGUGAGGUUCCGAAACGACCUGCAACUCACGGCGCAGCUUCGGGGGCGGCCGAGAAGGCGUCUCCAGCGAAGGGUGCGGGUGUCGUUGAUUCUGUCCGACCAGCUUGUCAAGCACCGACGGCUUCUCCGCGCCACGACAAGCUCUUAUCGGAUGAGCAACCCUCCGCCGCUGUGCCGCCAAAGGAAGCAGAAUCGUCGGGUACGACGCGGGUGGAUUCUCCGCAGCCGGUCUCGAGAAGCCUACAGCAUCCGCAAGCUUUCACGGCUCCGUCGGAAGCGUCGGUGUUGCACGACGAGCAGAGCGCUGCUAAGGGCGAUGUUCUUGCGAGGCGGGAGGGGCGAAGCCUCGACGGCGGAGAGCUUUGCGUCGCGGAGACCCUCCCUCAGACGCCGGGACUCGGCGGAGAUGUGCUAGGCAAGCACGCGGUGGUAGCGUCGCCGGGGGAUGACGGUGACACAACGGUGCCCGAAACUUCGGUCCAGGGGAGUCUCGUGACGGACGUCCUAGAGAUAAACCAGCCGGAGUCGUUGGCAGGAGGCGUUAGCGCUGACCCGGCGGGAGGCACCCCCGUGGUGGAGCAACCAGGGAGAGGAGGCGUGGGCGAGGCUUUUGAAGGGGAUAAGGAGGGCCCAAACGUUGCUCGAUUCGAGGUUCCGGACAGCUGUGUUGCCCAUGCCGACGGCCAGGAAGAGCACCACGCGAGUGGCGGGGGCACAGCGUCUGACGGGCUCGAUGGGCGGGGGCCCGUGCGAGCGGAGCAGCUCGGCGACAAGAACACGCGGGGUUCUGCUGUCGCUGCCGCUGCUCUUGCUGCUCCGCCACCGGGCGUGAAAGGUGGAAGUAGAACGCCCUCGAGCCAGGCGGCACCUCUCCAGCAACGGCGAUCACCAGAGAACGCGACGACCCGUGUAGUUCCUCCAGGACUCAAGACGGGGAGCUCAGCAGACGGGCGACUGGGGCGCGAUUCAGACGAAGUGCCAGAGACCCUACCGUCACAGCGGGUCGGCAUGGAUGCCGGCGAUGGCAGAGGGAGCUCUGCGGCCGGUCCCGACGUUUGUUUGGCCACUCAGGAACGAUCGGAACAGAGAGAAUCAACUAGGUGUUCAGACGAUCACGGGCCGGAGCUUGGGCGGAGAAUACAUGAAACUGCCGCUCAAAUCAGCACCACCCAGGAAACCCAAAGCCUUACUACGCAGGAGGUGCCGGAGACGGCGCAUGCGUGGGGUGGUGUCGGGGCUUGCGGUGGGAGUAGCUCUUCACGAAUCGAGGGGGUGGCAUCGGCGGCGAGCGGCAAUUACUCUCAAUCAGAGGUCCUUGAAACCGAGCAGCUGUAUGGAGGGGCGACCCAGAGCACCGCAGAUUGUGGGGGAGGGGUUGGCGCCAACGGCGUCGGUGACGGCGUGGAAGAGCAAGAUGCAGCGCGAUUCAGGGGUGGGGCCAUUGCGCAGUCGCCGCCGCCGCCGCCGCCGCCGCCGCUGCCGCCGCCGCCGCAGCAGCAGCAGCAGCAGAGCAAGAGUAUGUCGCCAUCAUCGUCGACGUUGCCGGCGGAAGCCGUGGUCGGAGGGAGAAGCAGGGACGAGGUGGGUGGGGUCAAGGGCUGUGCUGGACUUGGAGAUGGCGAGAAGCCGGGUGGAGCGUGGGCGUCUCCCGGAUCGCUCCGCGCCGACGAAGCGGCCGAUGUCCACGGAGGGGUUUGCGACGGGGGCAGUCCAGCGAGCUUUGUGCCGACGGAGAGGACACCGGAUGAUAGCAGGAACCGCAAGCGAUCGGCCGAUUACGCCACCCUUUCCCCCAGCAGCGGGCUUUCCUGCGACCCGGGGAAUGCCGGGAAACGAACAAGGUUGACGCUGCCGCCCGACUCUGCGGCAAACCCCUCCGCGAGGCCCAGGGAAGCCGCAAGCGACGUGGAAGCCUCCUGCAACGACGACAAGCCGCCGGAUGGCGGUAGCCCGUGGCAAGAUGCAGGGCGGGGCAACCAGCAGGGCCGCCCGAUCGCUCUUCGAGGGGGCAGCGGCCCUCCGGGGAGCGACGACGAGAGCGAGAUGCCCGAGACCGACCACGACCUAGCUGCCGUGCAGGACGCCUGGCUCGUCGAGGGAGGUCACGAGUUUGGCGACGACGGCGGGUACCUGGAAGACCAGGCGGAAGAAUCGGGAUCGGGUCGUCUUCCUUCCCCGGCCGGCGGUGACUCCCCCCCCCGGAGGCCCCGAAAGAACCAGGAGGUCGACAACCCGUACGCCCCACAGGCCCACCUUAAUUUGAGUCACGGCCGCGACGAUUUUCAACCCGCCGCCAGCGCCGACGGGAUGAUGUCUCCAUCUGUCGGCGGUGUCGAAGCUAAGAAGCCUCGCAGCUCUCGUACCGCCGCCCGCCGUCCUUCGAAGAGCACCAUGGGCUUCGGCAGCCCAAGCUUUGGCGGUGCCGCCCGCGCUUCGCUGAGCUUGAGCGGCUCGAGGUUUGCCGCCAGCCUGAACGACAGCAAUCGCCGCCCCAUCAAGAACAAGAUUUUGGCGGCCGGACGGGAGCAUGGUCCAGGCGGAACGACACCAGCCAGCCUCUCGGUGCCGGACAAGAGCGGUACUUGGUCGUCGUUCAAUGACCUGGGACCGGAUACCGAGGAAGUGGAAAACCUGCAAGCCCGCCUUGCGGACAAACGGGCGCAAGAGAAGACGGCCGCAGGCCCGGCAGCUUCGGAGACCAACUCGUUUGACCCUAGCGACACCGAGUACGACGAAGGGGGAGAAAACGACGACGACGACAGCUGGGCGGGACGGGGGGGGCAAAGUCGCGGUCAUCGCCAAGGAUGGGAUACGCGGGCGGAUUCCUCGUCGGAGAAGAAGCGCAAGAGGACUGCUAUGGAAGCAACAGCAGCAGCAGCAGCAGCGCCAGCAGCAGCGCCAGCAAGCGAGGGAAAGGGAACCAAGUUGCGCCGGGAAGCUCGUCACGACGGAGGUGACGAUGGACGCCCCCGCCGCCGCCGCAGCCCUGUCCUUAUAGUCCUGCUCGGGUGUAGUCCGCGGGAGCAGAAGCGCGCGAACGAGCUGUGCGCGAGAUUGGGACAGCACCGCCCUGAGACAGAAUUGGUUUCGGGCGCGACACACGUUGUGAUUGGCAGCCAGAAUACGCGGCCAGCAAACAGCAGCAGCGAUGGUAGCAGCAGCGGCAAUGGAAGCCGCAGCGGUGCAGUGGUCGACGACGGGCGAGGUUUUGGGGGACGCCACGAGCUCGUGAAGCACGAGGUAGAGGGCAACGAGGGCGUGCGAGACCGUCGCGGCGGUGUGUCGUCGUUGAUGUCCCCGCCCCGGGACUUCGAGCUCGUCGGGUGUUCGGAGAACCACGAGGGCUGCAAGCCCCGGCGAGGGCGGUUAAACAGGGGCUUCAAGGUGCCUGGGGUUUUCCACGGAUAUGCCUUCUGCGUUAUCGCGGGGGGGGGCGCGGGAGCAUCGUUCUCCACAGUCGACGGGUCGCGGUCGGGGUUGGAGCGGCUGCUGAGGCUCGGUGGGGGCGUCAUCCUGGCGUCGGUUGCCCCGCGGGCCGCGGAAGGGUUCUGCGACAACCCCUUCGGCUCGGAGGACAUGCCCGACUCUGACGAUGAGGUGGUGCACGUCGAAGCUGGCAGCGGCGACGGCGGCGAUAACGCGGCGGCGGCAAAGGAGAGGAUGGUGGUCGUCUUGGCCUUGCCAGACUCUUCAGACGGGCACGGGGUCAGCUUGAGCCUCGCCAAGAUCGCGACGGACAAGUGCAGAGAGCUCGGAGCCGCCGCCGCGGUCGACCGGGGGUGGGCCUUGCGGUCCCUGGACAGGGGCUCUCGGUUGCCCUUCGACGGCCACGACCUAAGCGACGACGACGUGCGCAGGCCGAGCGGCCAGCGGGGUGGUGGCUCCUCCAAGCCCGCCGCGAGCCGGCUGAGCAUUCCGCGGCGUCGGUGCGGCGAUGCCCCCCCUAGGACGGAAGUUUUGCUCGAUCUGGAAGACGACGGGGGGCGUCGCUCGGCCAUGGCGGAAGCCGUGCGGACGGACCGGGAGAAGACGGCGAGGCUGCUGCGGAUAGCGGAGGAGGUGUCGAAGGCGCCGACCAAGCAGGUGCCGGCGUCGGAUCCCCCUCCGGGGCUUGGGGCGGAUGGCUUCGAGUUUACCCGCAACGGCAGCAAGAAGAAGGCGAAGGGUCCUCCGAACGUGACGACGUUCGCCGCGGAGAACAAGGCCCAGCGGGAUCUCAAGGAAGCCUUGCACAAAGCCGGAUACCUUGACGCCAACAGCUCGGACCCGGACAAGGAACACAGGCUCGGAGAGUUCUGGUUCGACUUGGUGUACGACGGCUUCUUCAUGAAGCGAUCGGAGAACGCGAUCCCGGAGGCGAAGCGUAGGGGCUGCCCGGUGGACGUCCUCAGAGCCGAGUUCGAGAGCCACGAUGCCAUCCAGACCGAUCGCUCCAGGGCCAACGUCGAGAAACUGCCCGGGGAGUUCCCCUUGUGGAAGGCGGGAAACGGCUCGGACGAUGCCGUGGAGCUCCUUUGAGGUCGGAGGAGAGCGGAAAGAAUGCUUCUGGGGUGGAAAAUUAUAUGCGCGUGCGCGGGAGUGUUGUAUUCAUUUUCCGUUCCGUCAGUUGGCUCGGUUGUUCUCUUGCCGCGCUCGGGAGUGUGAGCGUGAUUUUCAUCGAUGACUCCAUGUUUUGUUCUUUUGCUGUACCCAGCGAUGGCUGCGUGGUGGUGGGAAGCGUAUCACCCGCGGGUUGGGUUUGGUUAGGAAGAUACCGGUUGGGUUUGAUUAGGAAGAUGUGCUCGUUUUUCUCAGAGUCUAUCACGGGCCCACGGGUGGUCGAUUGUUGUGUUUAGACGGGAGAAGAGGGCUCACGAGUUUUUUUGUGCUUGUUGGGUUGGGAUUGGCAGGCGCUCUAUUGGAAAAGGCGCCGUUGCUGUACACUGGUCGUCCGUGAAGGGGGGUUUUCUAGAAAGACUACGAUGGCAGAAGAACGAGUUGCUACCUUUUUCCGUUGCCGAGCCAAAGGCCCGUUUCGUAUAGUCCCGGGGUCACCGGGGGCAGUCCGUCGUGUGCUUUCAAACUCGGUUGGCGAGCUCGUGUCAGGUUCAGUAGCCUUUACUAUGAAAAAUGUUUGUGUUCGUUGCUAUCCCGGGCGUGUUUUGGUCGCAGGGGUAAACGGGUCGUGUGUGUUGCAUCCGAUAGGUUACCCGGACGCCCUUUUGGAAAGGGUGUUUUAUGCUGCUGGACUCAUGGGCGGGGUCACCGAGGGCAGUCCGUCGUGUGCUUUCAAAUUCGGUUGGCGAGCUCGUGUUGAGGUUCUGUAGCCUUUACUAUGAUUUUUUUUUGUUUUCGUUGCUAUCCCGGGCGUGUUUUGAUCGCAGGGGUAAACAGGUCGUGCGUGUUGCAUCCGAUAGGUUAUCCGGACGCCCUUUUGGAAAGGGUGUUUUACGCUGCUGGACUCAUGAGUGGCUCAUGCGAGGAGAUUGGUUGCGUAUCGCCUUCAGCUCGAAACGCGCUCGUGGAACGGCUUCGUUUGCCGUUGCGCUCUCUCGGUGUGUCUGGAUGCAGGAUUGGGACGGAAGCCGCUCUUCUUGUAGAAAUUGCGUCUUGCAGCCCGUUCCGAACAAUAUGACUUCUUGCGCGUGUCGUGCGUUUACGACUCGGCUGGCUCGACUUUGUCGCGGGCAUGGCGCGUGUUCAGAUGCUGGAACGAAGAGAUGCACAUUUUUGUCGUCGCGAUUUUGAGUUGUUUUCGCCUUGGGGUCAGCAUGAAGCUAAGCACGAGUGGUAUAUGCGAGUAUGUACGCCGUGAUUUUGUUGCAAGGUUUUCGUGCUUCUCCGAAUGGGGGGGCUUCAGACGGGUGUGUGUGUGAAAUCCUCAAGCUUCGCCGGUCGGUGUUGGUGGAGCGCGGAGCAUGAAUAGGCAGCCCAGGGGGCGAAGCGCAUGAUAAGCAAGAUGAGAAUGUGACGAGGUCCUCUUCCUGGAACCGCAGCAGCUGUGUUGAUGUCGCUGGGAGUGCUCGCUGAAUGAUUGUAGAUUGAUUAUGGUGUUUCGUUGUAGUUGUGUGGUGCCGUUUCCUGUGUUGUUUCUUGUUCUUGUACAGAAUGUUUGGCUGUUGUGUUUGUGUUUCCGCAACCGUUGAAGGCGUACGGUCGGCGUUGCAAUCGGCCGUGUACUCACACCGGGAGCCCUUUCUCCGACGCUACAAUAUGGGGCGCGAGGAUAUCGUGGGUGGUCUUGCGGCGUGGAGGUGGGGGAGACAAACAAGAGAGACACAGACAGAAGCGUGAUCUUCGUGCCCAUGUUGUAAGAGCAUUCAUCGGAGGGAGGCGAGGGGGCCAAUGAAUUCCAAGCAGACAUGUUGAUACUGCUACAUGCUGGGACGAAAAAGGAGUGCGUGCGGA
Messenger RNA from Ectocarpus sp. CCAP 1310/34, 8712 nucleotides. Lineage: Eukaryota; Phaeophyceae; Ectocarpales; Ectocarpaceae. The record is from the annotation of a GenBank genome assembly.